Messenger RNA from Schistosoma haematobium, 6969 nucleotides. RefSeq lists its product as uncharacterized. Lineage: Eukaryota; Metazoa; Platyhelminthes; Trematoda; Strigeidida; Schistosomatidae. The transcript has 2 exons. The record is from RefSeq and is a predicted model, not a curated record. Bases 5923 to 6225 code for a protein of 100 amino acids.
ACUCACUUUCAACAUGUUGUCCUCAAAUGUGAAUGACAUUGAAAGUGUAAUGAAUUUCGUAUUGUGGAAUGUGAUGUCAAAUUUCCAGUAAAUGAAAUAGUCAGUGAACUCUGGAUUCACCACUGUACCAUUGAGUUAUUGUUACAUGUUUUGUAAUUCACUUAUCUUUUGUUUGAUAACUUGAAAUGCAGCCACCAUCUUCAUUUCACUGAAGAUUGUCCAAAUCACAAUUCCAUUGAAGCAUGUCAAGGCGCAGAGUCAUCGAAUACAACCUGUAUUUGGUGUGAAAGAGCCAAUAUAUGCAUUGCUAGCAAUGAUAAGGAUGUUCGUGACUUCAAAGUAAAUGGUUGCCGGAAUAAAGUAAGCAGUUGGUAGACUUCAAAGAUUGUUAUUAGUAUUACGAUAUUCCAAAUCGCAAUCUUUUUUUCGGAAGAACAUUUGCAUUGUUACGAAUAAGUGAUGAUUACUAUUGUGCCCUCAGUGCAUAAAUCAAAGUAACUCAUACGAUACUUGAACACAUAUGAAUGCAAUGCUCUGUUUCCAUGUGGACAUUCAACAAUGAAUAGAAGAGUUCUUUAACACUAAUGCCUGGAAACAUGUUAAUUCUUUAGCUCAUAGAAUGUGUAGUAAAUCCUGAUGAUCAAUAUGAAACCGCAUGUCUACGUGAACUGUUGAAGAAUACAGAUGAAAUCAGUUUGAAUGAUGAAGCGUAAUCUGUUCAAAAUUGUGUAGCAUGCUCGGAUAAUGAGUGAAAUUUCGUAGACAUCCAUUGUUGAAGUACAGAACAUGUAUUUCUGAUUCCUUGUUGAGAACUGUGUACCCUGAAUGGAUUGCUUCCAUAAAGCCGUCAGUCAUGAAUUUGUUGAAUAAUGUGUAGAUUGUGAUAAGAUGUGACAUCCAGCAAACAAAUUUCAUCACCCAAACAAAAGCCGUCAGUCGGUUGUUGGAUAAUGUGUACUUAUCACAUGGAGUGGUAAAUCGGUAGCAGAUAUUCAAAAUCACUAUUCAUUGAUCGUAUUGUGCAAAUGUAAAUUAUGUAACUAAUUGUUGAAUUCACUUGUGUCAUCAAUACUGACAAUGGUGUAUAAUGAAUGAUGGAAUAUUUGAUAUUUAGUUAUAUUGCCACUGUCACUUUCUUCUGAAGAGCUCGAUAGUCAAGGUUUCCACUGAACCAACAGUUAUCGAUCACGCUCAAACAACUCUAGCCAUGACUGAAGCAGUUUUAUGAAGUGAAUUGAAGAAGACAACUCGAAAAACUGAAUCACAUUCGGUAAGUAAUUAAUAUUUAGUAAUUAUUGUACUGUUUCAUUUUCUUUUUUCAGAAUAUGAAUACAGAUAUGACUGAAGACAAUGAGGAAAGAAAUCUCUCCAAUACAUCUACAUCCUUACAAUAAUAGUUGUCUCAUUCUAUAUUGUAUGCAUUGGCUGUAUCAUAGGUCUAUGAAUGUAUAGAAGGAAGAAAAUUAAUCCAUGAUUGUCAGAAACGUCUUAUCACUUGUCUUCGUCAAGUUGACUGUGUUAUUUUCAUUUUGUACUUUAGUAAACACACUUUCUAGUAUGUGGCUCAUUUCGAUAAAUUGAAGAUUGUUUCAUGAACCUGCAUACCACAUUCAUGAUUGUUUACGUAAUAACUGAUUGAAUUUUGUUGGUAGAAUAUAUCAAAUAUGCCUUUCUGUAUUGACGUGAUUGUUUUCAUUUAAUAAAAGCUGAUUAGUUUUACAAGAGUUUACAAUAUUGCACUUGUCAAUUAACACUAUUGUGUAAACAUGAUUAUAUGACCAUUGCAAUCCGCAAUGAGUUCGUUGUAAAUGUCUAUUUCUGUUGAAGUCUCACCAUUGAAAAAUAUCAUUUAUGAAAUUGAUGAGGUUUUUGGUGCACCAAAAUUUGGAUCAACUCAAAUGUGACAGUAUAGUUGUCACGUUCAAAUGUUAAUGUUAUAGUAUACCAAUUACAAUUGAUAAACACAAAAUAAAAUAAUGGAACGUUACUUAAAUCAGCAAGUUUUCGACUGUUCACACUGCAUUUGUUAUCAUCAUCCACAAUUGUAGAUAAUUAUUAGUUCCAGUAAGGUUAUUGUAAUUGUAACAAUAUAGCCAAACGUAGAAUAAAAAUGGAACUAUGACUGUAGUCUAUAAAUGUAGAUAAUACAUAUUUUAUAGUUUAAUUAUCAUAACUACAGGACAUAAAGAAUGAACGAUGUACGUAUGUGGCAGUAGUUUGUUUAUGAGUGGUUAGUAGAGUGUAUCUCAUGCUAUAAUCAAUUCAUAACGGAAGAGAGAAUGAGUUCAAGGUCAGUCAUUGAAACAACUUUUACAAUUAUUUUAUGGUAAAUAUACAAACUAUAAAAAUGAACAAAAUAAAUACAAAUAACAUCAACAAAAUAAGUUUUUCACGCCUUAUAUCGACAUAGCUGUCCCCUCCCCCCGUCACUCAGAGUGUCCGGAGGUAAGAUUGGGUAGCAACAAAAAUAAAAUGCAAAAGUAUAGUAUAUGCAUCCAUGCCUGGAUGCAUACAUACAAAAUAAUAAUAAUAGUAAUUACAAUAAUAACCAAAGAAACGUGAAAAUUGGCACGUAAUAACAUGUAACGGUAAAAAUGAAUAUUUCAACAUGCAUAUAAACUAUAGACUAUGACAUGAACGCUAGUAAUACACAAUGUGUUAGUGUAUAGGAUGACAUAGAUGGAGUAUAGCACGACAUGAAAAGAAUGAAAAUACGGUCAGUGCCUUACUUACGUACUUACUUACGCCUGUUACUCCUCGUGGAGGAGCAUAGGCCGCUCACCAGCAUUCUCCAUCCAACCCUGUCCUGGGCAACCCUUUCUAGCUCUUUCCAGUUGUUAAUCACCCUUUUCAGUUCUGAUUUUUUUUACCGACGUAGUAUGUUUUUCGGCCUUCCUCUUUUCCGUAUCCCUUCAGGAUUCCAAGUUAGGGCUGACCUCGUGAUGCAGAUUGACGAUUUCCGUAAUCUAUGUCUUAUGCAUUUCCGUAGUCUUUUCCUAAUUUCCUCUUCACCUGGAAGCUGGUUUGUUCUCUCCUAGAGAAGGCUGUUGCCGAUAGUAUCCGGUCAAUCGAUGUUGAGUAUUUUGAGUAGACAACCAUUUAUAAAUACUUGUACCUUCUUCAUGAUGGUUGUAGUAGUUCUCGAAGUUUCAGCUCCGUACAGUGGAACUGCCUUAACGAUCGUAUUGAAGAUUCUCACCUCGAUAUUGGUUGAAAGUUGAUUUGAGUUCCAUAUGUUCUUCAGCUGUAGGAAUGCGGCCCUUGUUUUGCCAAUCCUCGCCUUUACGUCUGCAUCUGAUCCUCCUUGUUCAUCAAUGAUGCUUCCCAGGUGUGUGCCAGGUCAGUGCCUUAGUUUGCUAAUAAUGAAAUAGUGAAAAACUGUUGACAAAUUCAUCAAACAAAAAUUGGAUUGUUUUUUAUUUUUAUAUAAAAUUAUUAAAUAAUUUCAGAAGGGGCUUUUGUGGAUAGUAUAGUAAUUUUAACAGUUGAAAUCAUGAGUCAAUUAAGGCUAGGCUAUCAUGGAAAACUUGGAAGCACUGAACUACUCAGUAGUGUGCAUCCAUGACCCCGCCUCACGAGAAUCAAACCCAGGAACUGCUGGUCAUGAGAGCGAUCGCUCAACCAUUAGACCACUGAGUUGGCAUCCAACAAUAUGAAAUUUCCCUGGCCGACGAGGAUAUAUCAUAUAAUAAAUAGCUAUCUGGAAUUCACUCAUUUGUUAUAGUGACGAAGCGAGUAAUUGUAGGGAAAUAUAAUGGAUUAUAUACACGUUGUGUGGAAAGGAAACACUGGUCGUUUUAAUUAGGAAAUUGAGUGAGUUUAAUAGUAUACUAUAUAUCAACGAUUAUUUUGAUUUAUUACUCAGCGAAAUAGACGUAACUCUGUUAUUAUUUUUUGAGUUCAUAUAUUGUUUGGUCCACCACAGGUUUCUUUAAAGCUCUACCUGGAUGUGUUAAACAUGUAGGCUUAAUGCUCGGUUUUUCAUCCUCCUUUGAUCUCGUAGUGAUUAACGGGAGGGGUUGUUUAUCUUUAGUGAUAUCCUCUUUGUCUUGUUGAUCUUCGUAGAAGGUGUCGCUUCAGUUCGAUGUGUAGCGUCGUGUCGUCGAGAUUAACUAUGAACACCGCUACCAAGAAACACGUGCCAAGUAAAUCAGAAGGCGAAGGUUGGACGUAACCAAAUAAAUCCAUAAAAUCCCCGAGAAGCCAAAUAUCAGAAGACAGUUAAUGGACCAAAUCGAGAUAUAUUCGCUGGCGAUCACGUGGUAUCGAAAGGAUACCGAGAUCGUGCCAGGAUACAAGCUUGGUUACAGAACGUGACCGAAUUCGCGCGAAGUCACAACCAGAAAGUGUGAGAAUAAGGAUGGAAGCACAAUACAGCUGUCAUUAGCACAGUCAAACAAAAGCACAUUAAAAUAAACACUGGUACAGUUGGUUAUAAUAAUAAUUGUUUUUAUUAAACCAGUCGUGUUCUCGUGAUAAAUGUGAGUCACUACAGACGUAUCAGCUUGUCCCAUCAGAAAGCGUUUCAAUCGUUAGUGAAAUCUUUCGACAUGACUAUUAGCUACUGGAUAAUGAGCUGUUGUUUUGAUGUGGUUUACUCCCAGAAGUUUGGUAAAUUCCUGGAAUAGGACGGAUUGAAACUUAGGACCACGGUCUGUAGUAACAAUUGAGGGUACUCCGUGAUUUCAUAUCCAGCGACCGAGGAAUACGGCUGCGACUGUCUAUGUGGAUGUAUCUUUGGUAGGACAUGCUAUUGCCCAUCUUGUAAACCUGUCCACUACGGUAAGAAUAUGUGUGAAGUUUAAUGGUGACAGGGGACCAACUAUGUCUAAAUGAAUAUGUUGAAAGCGUUUAUCAGGCAAUGGAAACUUCCCGAGGGGACUAAUUAUGCGUCUUUGAACUUUGCUGCGUUGAUAUUGCAUGCAGCUUCGUGUUCACCUUUUUACAUCCCCAGAUGAUUUUAGGCCAGACGAAACGUUCCGUCAUGAGUUUUGCCGUAGUCGGGAUUCCCAGAUGUGAAAGUUCAUGUAACUGUUGAGAUAUCUGUCGCCGACAAGUUUUUGGUGUAAACAGGCGGUUGUCGCCAUUUGAAACGUCGCAAAUGAUAGAUGAGUCUGAGAAAGGAACAGGCACAGGCUUGAGAAUCAAGUUAAACUUUUCUUUGCAGGUUUUCAGGUCUGCAUCGUCUACUCGUGGUUUCGAGACUAGUGUCGUGUUUGUGUACCAGUAUGUUGAUAUCCUUUCUAGAUAAGGCAUCUGUGAUCGAGGUUCGUAACGUCAUCUUCAUAGUGGGUCAAUAUAACAUCUAGUAAGGGUGAUUCAGAAUCCGGGUCGUACCUAGUCGCUUUUUUCACAUGUUGCACCAGGGUACAUGUGAUAAGAUUAAGUCCCGUUCAUUAGGAGAUUUCAAUACCAUAUUAAGCAUCCUGGUUUGAUCUAGUUUUAAAUUCGCUUGACUACCUAGUCUAUACACCUUUAGCAAGGUUACUCUGGAAAUAUUUUGAGGCAUAAGUCGAUCUAGUAGCAGUUUCAUUAACCUAAUGUCAUGCUCAAAAUGAGUUUUCGGUUCAGAGAUUUCACUCUCCUUGAUUCUAUGAAAAGUAACUGACCUGUCACCGUGAUCAGUCUUCAAUUCUUGACUACAUUGAAGGAUAGGAUUCUCCUUUACAUCGUUGUCGUUUCUUGAUUACGACCUGUACUCAUUCGUCAAAUUUCAUUGGAGUAGCAACUACAGUCACGUCAAACAUACUGUGCGAUUCCGAAUGGUUGUUUCCUGCUAGAAACAGAUCGAGCCUUGCGAUUGCGAUUUCUACGCGUUUCCUGCUAGAUACCGUGACUUGAUUUUCAGUCCACCAUCACCACAACCAUCUUAAGACGAGAGAUAAUGAACCGUUUAUCAUUAUCAGACGGUCGAAUAAUUCAAUGGCUUUCCAAGGAGAAAAAUUAGGUGAUAAGUUGCCGUCACAGUUUUUACGUCACCUCAAAGUCUUAGUGGGUGACAAUACAGUGGGUGAAGUAGUCCUAAAACACGAAUGGGUACAAGCUCACCAACGCUACGUCCAACAAUAUUUGGGUACACAAGAUCCUGAAACCUCUUUAUCUCAUUCAGCGCGUAUAGCCGAUAGAAUAAUGGAAAGUGGUCCUCCAACUGGGUCAUGCACGAUAAUUCACACAAAAAGAAGGAUAACCAAAAGACCCAGUCAUAGGACUAAUUGCGAGUGCUAAAAGUCUCACUGAACCUGUCAACAGAAUGCAAAUGGGUCACAGAAACAGGAGCAUGUCACUACAACGACCAAGACCCAAGUCACAAAUGUACAGACAAUUUGGGCAGUUCUGUUGAUAUCACUGGAAGUUUGGUGUCAACUCAACGAAGUCCAUGCAACCAUGCGCCUGGCCUAAACAGAAUCCCAAGAAUACGGGAAACAAAUAACCCCUCCCCAGGUUGCGACGACUGAGGAGGGGCGCCUAAACAGUCGCUUGUUUUAUGUUGGAUACAGAAACUCAGGCUUGAAUUUCUUGGUGGAUACUGGCGCUGCUCUUAGCAUCAUCCCUCAAAAUAAAGCUGAGCUGAAGUCGAGAAACAUCAUCAAUUACACUUCAAGCUGCCAAUAAAACUAAAAUUGCGACAUUUGGGCAGAAAACUUUAACCCUAUAUUUGGGGUUCAGGAGGCAAUUCCCCUAAGUUUUCCCUGUAGCCAAUUUACAUCUUGCAAUAUUGGGGAUGCACUUUCUAGAGAGAUGCGAAUUUCUAGUUGACACUAAAAAACGACGCUUAACACUGGAAGAAACUUCGAAUUACACAAAAGUCAAAGAAAAUCACAUCACAUCUCUCAACUUCAUACAAACUCCUCCAGUAACGACAGCAAAAUUUCCAAACUUAACUAAACCGAACCUAGAGCCUUCCAAAGGCAAACUAAAAGUAAGUCAUAUGAUCAAAACCGAAGGUGCAUCUGUGUUUGCAAGAGCCAG